UGUUAACACGCAAAACAUGCAAAAACGGCAAAAACAUGGACGCGUACGCGAGUUUUUUCGUUAUAAUUGUGCUGAAAUUUCUUUAAAAUUACCUGUUUGUUUGUUAAAAUAAAAGUGUCUUGAAGCAGAAUGAACAAUCCUAAACCAGCUGGCAAUCAGUCUGCCGGGGAAACAUCUCGGGGCACGAUAUUUGAUGCUACAAGUUACUCGAUCAACGAUCGGUCCCGGACUAGCGAAAAUGCAUUCGACGAUAGCGAGUUCUGCGACGAAAGUGUCCUGCAGCUGUUGGACAAACCUUUCUCGCAGCUGGUGGAUGGGAUGCAGUUGCGUAAAAAUGACCGGUACCAGGGAUUCGACAAUAAUGCCGGGGACAGUUGGAUCUAUCCGACGAAUUAUCCUGUGAGGAAGUAUCAGUUUACCAUUACCCAGGCGGCUUUGUUCAAAAAUACUCUGGUUGUUUUGCCUACCGGAUUGGGAAAAACCUUUAUCGCAGCGGUUGUGAUGUACAAUCUGUACCGGUGGUAUCCAACCGGGAAGGUUAUCUUCAUGGCACCGACUAGACCGCUGGUAAAUCAGCAGAUCGAAGCAUGCUACAAGAUCAUGGGUAUUCCCAAGGAAGAUACCGCCGAAAUGACGGGGAAACAGCUGAGGAAGAACCGCUCCGAGCUGUGGCAAAGUAAACGGGUGUUCUAUGUUACACCACAGGUCGUUUUAGCGGAUAUCAAUUCUCCGGAACAAAACUUCCCCACCGAUAGUAUCAAACUGGUAGUGAUCGAUGAGGCCCACAAAGCUAAAGGUCGAUACGCUUACACCGAGGUCAUUAAAGCAAUAUCGGCUACCAAUAAGCAGUUUCGUGUGCUAGCCUUGUCAGCAACACCGGGCCGUACCUUGGAGGAUGUGGCCGAGGUUCUACGAAAUCUGCUAAUAUCACACAUCGAAGUUCGAUGGGAAAAUUCGAUCGAUGUUUCGCCUUACACAUUUAAAAAGAACAUUCGAACCGUCGUCAUACCACUUGGCCCCACACUUAGUCAGAUUCGUGAUCGAUACAUUGAACUUAUCGAUCCCUACGUAAGGCGGCUUAUGGAUGCGAACGUCAUUAGCGGUCAUACAAGGAAUUUGAGCAGCGGUUGGCUGGUCAUGGAACAGAAGCGCUUCCGGGAAGCGUGUCUGAUUCAGCGACACCCAAACUAUACCGCCAUAAAUUCGGAUUUCAGCGCCGGCAUGAGCAUGUAUCACGCCAUGGAGCUGCUGGUUCGUCACGGAGUUCGAGCGUUCUUGAACUUUUUCGAAGACGACAGUGGCAGCAAACCGGAAGAGAAGUUCUUCGUAGCUAAAGACAUUCGAUUGAAAGCUUUCCUGGAUGAGCUGCGAGAAGAGUACGGUCGCAAUCCACUGGCAAUUUUCAACAACGUUGGAGCUCCGAUGCCAAAUGGGGUCGUUCCUCGUAUAAGCGCGGACGAAAAGAUUGAUUUCGGACAUCCGAAGUUUGCCAUCCUGGAGCGACAUUUGCGGGAACAUUUCGAAAACCAUCCGGACUCGAAGGUGAUUGUUUUUUGCGAGUUUCGCGAUUCGGUUGCGAUGAUCCAUCGGCUGUUGCUGCAGAAUCGGCCACUGGUGAAGCCGAAGUGCAUUGUGGGCCAAGGUGGAACGGCCGGUGGUUUACGAGCCGUAACGCAGAAGGAACAGAUAGCGGCAAUGCGGGAUUUCCGAGCUGGCCUGUGCAACACGUUGAUUGCGACCUGCGUGGCCGAGGAAGGAAUCGACGUGGGCGAGGUGGAUUUGAUAGUGUGCUUCGACAUAACGAAGAAUCCCACCCGAUUUGUGCAACGGAUUGGCCGAACCGGUCGACAGCGGGUAGGCCGGGUGCUUAUGCUGGUUACCGAGGGUAAGGAACACGAAACGUUGAAGGAGGUGCUGGCCUCCAAGGACAAAACCAACCAAAAGUUGUCUAGGAGUAAGGAAAUUCUAAGUGUCCUAUAUCGUAACUCUCCGAGGCUGGUUCCAACGGAAUUCAAUCCUAAGUGCGUAGAAACGUUCAUCAAGAUACCGGAGGAAAAGGAAGUGGCUCCAGAGACUGGGAAAAGGGGGCGUCGAAAACGAAAAAACUCGGAAGCUGAAGAAGGGGAAGAAGAGAAUGAAGAAAUACCCACUAGAACCACUCGCAAAAGUAAAAGGAAACAAGCGGAUCCUAAAUUGACGCAGGAUGUGAGGAACUUUUUCCGCAAGGUAGAAACUGAUUUGGAUGUAAGUGAGCGGGAUGUGUUCACGAGUCCAGGUAGAAAGGAUUCCUCGCAUGAAAAUUCCUCAUUUCUCAAUGGUUCUCGUGAGAAACACAAGGCACCCCAGGAUACUUCUUUAAGAUUGGGUAAAACAGAACAAGAACAGGAAUUAGAGAAACUCGUGAAGCCCUUGUUGAGGCACAGAGGUCGUUUGGAAAGAGGGCAGUUUUUGAAAGCACGGAAAUCGUUGGUAUUACGAGAGGAAAAAGUAAAGAAAUCAAUCCUGUGCCCAAAUCCUUUAAAGAAAAUGUUCUUCGAAGCCAAUAUAACUCAUCUUAAAGAUCUGGUUGAGAAAAGCGAGAUUCUUCAGGUUGCUUUGGGAGACAGCGAAGAUUUGAUACUGUUGGACGAUCGCGGAGAAUGUGUUCGAUCCGAGCUGCAAGAGGUAGAAAACGUUUUUGGCGGAAGAAAUGCUCUCAAGAACAGAGUUACUGAAAUUGAAGAGAUGGUCAAUGUUACGGAAAAUAAUUUCCCUAAGAAAAUUUCCAAAAUUUCAGAUCAACCAGUCAACGAAGAACAAAUUGCGAAAUUUAAUGAUAUAUUUAAAAGGUUCUCAACGCACAAAUUGACUCGUAACGCGAAGGACGUCUCGACUGCAAGAAAUCCUACUCCAACUCCACCAGAAACACAUGAGCCAGUUGACCCCAGUGUAUCAAAUCUGUUUGAGUCACAGCUUUAUCUUCCAGCUAUAAUGGAGCCACAGGAAGCUAGUUUUCAUCCCUUAAAUCUCGACACUUCUCCAAUACGAAAAUUACCUUUUGAAAAUACUCCCAUCAACAAUAAACCGAAAUCAAGAGCCGCGACCCUAGCCAAAUACGAAAAGAAAACACCAGCCAACUACUCCAACAGUCCCCUGUUGAGAGCCUUCAACAGAUCGAUCCAGAAAGCCAAAUACUCUUCGCCAAUGGUUGCCAACGGCGGUAAUCCGAAGUCGGAUGUCGGGUUUCGAAUGGUUCUGGAGUACUUUGGACUGGAAACGUUGAACAACAUUUUCGAAGAACCUUCGCAGCAACCAGUCGGCGGAAACAAAUUUCUCAAUCGAUUGGAAGCUCUGAUAGAGGAAGAUGUUGAAGGUUUGGAGCGGUCGUUAACCGAGCAUAUUCCUGAGUUGAGCAAAAGUCUGUUCGACCCCAAAGAGUUGGUACUGGAGAGCCAGGAAGCGGAAUUUCUGGCUAAGGAUUUCAGUCAGUCUAUAGAGAUAAAUAAGGAACCAGAAGCUCCAAAACCUAGCUUGGAUUCUACCGUUCGAAGGGAAAUGGAACUUUUGGAAGCCGACUUCAUAGAUGGCACUUUCUCGUUAACUAUGGAGAAAAGUCCUAAACAAGUGGCUACAAAAUCUGCAGCGACAGAAGAAAUUCCUAUCGAAGAUUUUCUGCGAGAAAAUUUCGACGACGAUGAAUCCCCCGUUAAACCUACUAUCGAACCUGUUCCCAGCAGUGAGCUGUUUCCUCUGAGCAAUACCAGCACUCGGCAGAAGCAGCUGAACCUAGAUAUCGGCGAGUGUUUGCAGGACUUAUUGGAGGAUGAGCCUCCAAAGGAGAAUGAAACCGAAAGCGAGGAAGUGAUCCCCAACUCACAGGAAAAUGCACAAUCCGUUCGGGUGAGCCAAUUCAAGAGUCUAAAAACUCUCCAUGUUGGAAAUCUUCAAGAUCUGCUGGCAGAUAGUGAAGACGAUCUUUUCGGGGACAGUGAAGAGUGCAAACCCGAUGUUCAAGCAAAACCAAUAGACAAUAGUGAUAGUGACAAAACUGUUGAUUACAACCUAAACGAGCAUGUACUCACGAGUUCGGCUUCACAAAAGGAGAAUGUUCCGAUACAAAUUAACAAACUGGGUACUCCAAAAUCCAAUAAAGAAGCGCUUCCAUCGCCCAAGUGCCCCGAUAAGUCACCGUCUCUUCUUCGAAAGAAGCUCAACUUUACGCGCUUACGGCUCAACCGAGCAAACGCCGACACAAUGGAGAUAAACUCCGCUCCAGUGGAACGAAUCUCCUCAAAUGGAGGUUCCGCGGCGGCAGUUCAGUCUCCGUUUUUCGCUUCCUGUCGGCCGGCCGAAAAUGCUCGCAGCUUUCUGGAUGACACGGCGAUCAUCGCUCCACGCGCCAAACGUAAAGCGGUCAUCGAAAGUGACUCGGAGGAGGAGGAUCGGCCGGUUCUAUCUAAGCCAACAAUGGAGAGCAGCGAAGAGGAAGAUGAAGCUUUUCAAACGGCGCGUACGAGUAUCGUCACAUCUAAAAUGGGACCACCGAAAAUGUUGGCUCCAUCAUCAAAACGUAUUGGCAGCGGUGACGCGAUUUCCCAUAGAAAGAAACGACGGAAACAUUGUGACUUUUUCCUCAGUCAAGUGGAAGUCUCGGACGAUGAUGAGGAAGAAGACGACUUCGAGGAGGAUGAGUUGUCCCACAUGGUCGACGAUUCCAUCGUUUUUCACGGGCACGUCGAAGAUGACUCGAACGUGGACAUGCGGGCGAAAUAUUUGCAAUCCGUGAGGAGUCCCGUUCACCAAGGUCGGUUCAAAAUUCCGGCUGCUCCAACUCGCUUCCUCAAUACCUUAGACAUCUAUUCGCAGCCAAGUGACCGUUACGAACAGCAGGGCUCAAAUUACGAAGAGUGUUCGUUCGUGGUGCCGGAAGAUGAAAUCGAAUCCCAGGAAGAUGGUUCCGAAUCGGACGAAUUGGAGCGAGCGGAACGUAUUUUGCGAGAAAGGAGGCGGGCCAAAAAGCUAGGGUUGGACGUUGAAGCUGCUGCUAAAAAGCGUCGACGGAAAAUCGUUUCCCUCGCCAACAGUGACCAGUCCAGCAGUUCGGAUUCCGAAGGUGAAGAAAUGAAAGCCUUCCGGAAGCGAAUUCGUUCCAUGCCCGAUUGAGAGGGGCGUGGUCGUUUCGUAAAGGUAUGUUUUGUACAUUUUUGUUGCUUAAUGCUCGUUUUUUUUUAUUAAAAUUUGGAUGACGCAUUAAACUGGAA
Messenger RNA from Uranotaenia lowii, 5240 nucleotides. RefSeq lists its product as uncharacterized. Lineage: Eukaryota; Metazoa; Arthropoda; Insecta; Diptera; Culicidae. Bases 130 to 5142 code for a protein of 1670 amino acids. Gene Ontology annotation, molecular function: ATP binding; 3'-5' DNA helicase activity; four-way junction DNA binding. The transcript is spliced from 5 exons. Gene Ontology annotation, biological process: double-strand break repair via synthesis-dependent strand annealing; interstrand cross-link repair; replication fork reversal. The record is from RefSeq and is a predicted model, not a curated record.